AUGCCCAGCAACGCCUGCUUCUCCAACAUGAACAGCAUCGGGGUGCCACGACUGCGCAGGAUACUCCGGGGACUAGCCUGGCUUUACCCAGAGAUCGGAUACUGCCAAGGCACCGGCAUGGUGGCGGCUUCCCUGCUGCUCUUCUUGGAGGAGGAAGAUGCCUUCUGGAUGAUGUGCGCCAUCAUCGAGGACCUGGUACCUGCCUCCUACUUCAGCACCACGCUGAUGGGAGUGCAGACCGACCAGCGCGUCCUACGCCACCUCAUCGUGCAGUACCUGCCACGGCUGGACAAGCUCCUGCAAGAGCAUGAUAUUGAGCUGUCCCUGAUCACCCUGCACUGGUUCCUCACGUGCUUCGCUAGUGUUGUGCAUAUCAAACUGCUGCUGCGCAUCUGGGACCUCUUCUUCUACCAGGGUUCGCUGGUGCUCUUCCAGGUCACACUGGGCAUGCUCAGUAUGAAGGAAGAUGAGCUAAUCCAGUCGGAGAAUUCUGCCUCCAUCUUCAACACUCUCUCGGACAUCCCGUCUCAGAUCGAGGAUGCGGAGGUGCUGCUGCGGGAGGCCAUGCGCGUCGCUGGCUCACUGACAGACAUGGCAGUGGAGACCCAGCGCCGCAAGCACCUGGCUUACCUCAUCGCUGACCAAGGGCAGCUGCUCAACCCCAGCGCCGCUGUCAAUAAUCUAUCCAAGAUUGUGCGGCGCAGGACCCAGCGCAGGAAAUCUGGCAUCACCUCGUUGCUUUUCGGUGAGGAUGAUUUGGAGGCACUGAAGGCCAAGAACAUCAAGCAGACUGAGCUGGUGGCCGACCUUCGUGAGGCGAUCCUGCAGGUGGCACGGCACUUCCAGUGCGUGGAUCCAAAGAACUGCAGCAUUGACCUGACUCCGGAUUACACCAUGGAGAGCCACCAGCGGGACCACGAAAACUACGUGGCAUGUUCCCAGAACCGCCGGCGCCGAGCCAAGGCACUGCUGGACUUCGAGCGCCAUGACGAUGACGAGCUGGGCUUCCGCAAGAACGACAUCAUCACAAUCAUAUCCCAAAAGGACGAGCACUGUUGGGUGGGGGAGCUGAAUGGACUGAGAGGUUGGUUUCCUGCAAAAUUUGUGGAGGUCUUGGAUGAACGGAGCAAAGAGUACUCCAUUGCUGGCGACGACUCGGUCACAGAGGGGGUGACAGACUUGGUCCGAGGGACGCUCUGUCCAGCACUGAAGUCUAUAUUUGAGCAUGGGUUAAAGAAGCCGUCCCUGCUGGGGGGGCCCUGCCACCCCUGGCUGUUUAUCGAAGAGGCCGCUGGACGGGAGGUGGAACGAGACUUCGACUCGGUGUACUCCCGCCUCGUGCUCUGUAAGACUUACAGGCUGGAUGAAGAUGGAAAAGUUCUGACUCCAGAGGAGCUGCUUUACCGGGCAGUGCAGUCCGUGAACAUGACGCAUGACGCUGCACAUGCUCAGAUGGACGUGAAGCUUCGCUCCCUCAUCUGCGUUGGACUCAAUGAGCAAGUCCUGCACCUGUGGCUGGAGGUGCUGUGCUCGAGCCUGCAGACAGUGGAGAAAUGGUUCCAUCCCUGGUCCUUCCUGCGCAGUCCUGGCUGGGUGCAGAUCAAGUGUGAGCUCAGGGUCCUCUCCAGAUUUGCAUUCAGUCUCUCUCAGGACUGGGAACUUCCUAUUAAGAGAGAGGAGAAGAAGCCGCUGAAGGAAGGCGUGCAGGACAUGCUGGUGAAGCACCAUCUCUUCAGCUGGGACAUAGAUGGCUGACCCCGCCCACUGAGGACCUUCUAGACUGCCACACUCAACACACACU
This is a messenger RNA of Emys orbicularis (European pond turtle), 1801 nucleotides long. RefSeq names its product small G protein signaling modulator 3 (gene SGSM3). Gene Ontology annotation, molecular function: protein binding. The record is from RefSeq and is a predicted model, not a curated record. The transcript has 16 exons. The coding region runs from base 1 to 1755 and encodes 584 amino acids. Lineage: Eukaryota; Metazoa; Chordata; Testudines; Emydidae.